This is a messenger RNA of Vitrella brassicaformis, 1902 nucleotides long. Lineage: Eukaryota; Vitrellaceae. The record is from the annotation of a GenBank genome assembly.
GCCAUUGCAAGGUCAACGAAGUCCAAGUCAUUGGAAUAUAAAAUGUAGGCAGCCAUCCCAUCAUCCAUCGCUGACUGACUGACCCCCGUCAAAAUCGAUACACGCUCACUGUCUACAACAUCGCUGUGCUGCGACAGGUGGCCACCUGCAGCAGAUAGGCAGACACACAGAGAAAUAAGAAGACACCACACACAUACAGAGAGGGACAGAGACAGAGCGAGAGGGAGACAGGUAGAGAUAGCCACAUGGUUUCUCCUCGGUCCACCUUGUUGGAUGAGUGUACCCACCCACCGGGCAUCUAGGUUUUGGGCCGCCGCUUCGUCCGCUGCGUGUGUUGUGCGCACCGGUGGGUGUGCUGUCGGGCGUCAGGUUGGGCGACCACUUGUCCCUGGUGGAGGCCGCGGACAAAGUGCUGAAGACAAAGAAAGAAACAGCCGCCAUGUGAGCCCAUCGAUGGGCACGCUUCUCCUCCUGACAGUGCUCUGGCUCAGCCAAGGGCUCAGCAUGGGCGUACCUCACUUUGCGCCACACCAUCUUUGAGCUGUACGUCCAUGGCCCUUGGUGACAGUACGUCCCUGAAGCAUGCAGUGCAUAACACGCGAUAGGCACAUCAAUGCAUCGGGACGCGCAUGCCAUGGAUGCCUUCUGCCAGCCGCGAGUCCGUCUUCUCCUCACCUUGGCAGUCAUCCCACCAGCCAGCGGCAUCCCGUCAAUACAAUUAGGGCGAAACAGAAGAGAACGGUCAACCCUCGGCGACUAUCUGGCCGCUUCGGACACUCGUGGUGGAAGUUUUUCAAACCGCAGAACUUGCAUGUGAUCAUGCACGGGUUGGGGCAGUUCCUGAGGCGGUUGGGCUUCUUGGGGGCCGGGGGCUUGCGGGAGGGCGGCGGGAGGCCGCUGUUGGUCUGCGAUAUGGUGGAGGGCUCUUGGUCUUUGGGUUUGCGACGCGAACGCCUCGAGGGCUGCAGGGCUCUGCCAUCGUUGAGCGUGAAAUCAUUCAACUCUGUACGUGUCCACGCACACGAGCAAUCAGCCAUGGGUAUAAGGUGCUUCUCUUUGGUAUGAGCGUGUCUCUUCGCUGACCAUUCUCCACAGAUGAGAGUUUGCGCUUCUGGCCACGGCCGCCGCUCUUUUUGUUUUUCCUGUCAGCGCCCGGCACCCACUCCUCUUCGCCAUCCCUCUCAACAUUCACAGGACCUGCACACGCAUGACACACAUGAUGCAGUCACUGAGUGAAGGUUUCCUGCGCGUUGCCCUCCACUGGGUACAUGUACCGCUCUUGUUUGAGUGGUUCUUCCGGGCCUUUCGCUUCAGCCCGGUGGCCUCCGUGGCGGCCACCCCUUGAGUAAGCUGAGGGACGGCCACCUGCACCAGAUCGCCGAAAAGAGAUGCUGUGUUGAUGGACAGCAGCCGUGUCAGAAUGUCGCAGAGGACCCCAGUUUGGGUGAAAGUGGUAGAGUGGGCGUUGACAAGGGCCUCGAGCUGCGAGUAACUGCCGACGUACCCGGCAAUGAGAGGCACUGCUUCCUCAGGAACAUCUGAUGCGCGGAUGGGAUGCGUACUCGGAGGGGGCUGGUAGUCAGCUAUUGCUGUGCUGCUGGCCCCGGGCAGGCGGCGUUGGGCUUGGUGACGCCGGACGGCUGCCUGCACUCGAACAGCCGCCCUCUGUUGCGCUUCUCGAAGUGUGCGGCGUCGGGCGUGGGACAGGACGCCUUGUGGCCAUUGUGGGAGGUGCUGGGGCGUGAAGGGCGCGGCACAGCAUAGCACCCAGCAGAUGGGUGAGUGGUUUGGCCAGAUCAAGGCUCACCAUUCCAUAGCUGUGCGACCGUGACGGUGUGACUAGUACGGUGAUCUGAGGCUCUGAGCGAAGCGAAAGCAAGGCUAAAAAGGAUACGUGGAAAA